AGAGAGAAAAUUAAUCUCUAAACCAUUCUCACCACAUUCCACAGGUUUCAGUGCGCCUGCGUGCGGCUGAGAUAAAGAAAAGGGAGAGAACUCUGCCCUCCUCCCUUCGCACGUUUAAAGAAGAAGCAACACUGGUGCAUUCAGAGGCUGCAGGUAAGACAACAUGGAGCUGCAAAAGGGCACCCUAAAUCCGGCCUUCCAGGAUGUGGAAGAUGACAAGCAGAUAUCGGACAACAGCAUCACGGUCGAGCCAGAAGAAAAGGUGACGACAGAGCUCCCCGGGGAGAACUUGGAACCGAUGGAGGAGUACACCCAGAUCAAGCCGUACGCGGGCAUGCCCAAGGAGGUGCUGUUGCUCUACUCCUCCCAGGCCCGCUACAGAGUCCCGAGAGAGAUCCUGUUCUGGCUGACGGUGGCCUGCACACUGGUGCUGUUGGCUCUCACCAUCACCGUGGUGGCGCUGUCCCCGCGCUGCCUCAGCUGGUGGCAGGUGUCCCCCGUUUACCAGGUCUACACACGCUCCUUCAAGGACUCGGAUGGUGACGGCGUUGGAGACCUCAAAGGCAUUCAGGAGAAGCUGGGCCAUUUUGAGUACCUGAACAUCAAGUCUGUGUGCGUCGCCCCCUUCUACCGCUCCCCCAUGACAGACUUUGGCUACGACGUAGAAGAUUUCCGCGCCAUCGACCCUCUUUUCGGGACCAUGCGGGACUUUGAGGACCUUUUGGCUGAGAUGCAUAAAUUAGGUUUGAAGCUGAUUAUGGACUUCAUCCCCAAUCACACCAGCGACAAACACCGCUGGUUUAACCUGAGUCGCACCAGAGAUCCUCACUAUGAGGACUACUACAUCUGGACUGACUGCAAUGCAACAGGACCAAAGCCCAACAACUGGGUGAGCGUGUUUGGGAACUCAUCAUGGACGUAUGACGAAGUUCGAGGACAGUGUUACCUGCACCAGUUCCUUCAGGAGCAACCUGACCUGAACUUGAGAAACCCUCAUGUCCGCCAAGAGAUGCUAGAUAUCAUCAGUUUCUGGCUGGAGAAAGGGGUGGACGGCUUCCGAAUUGGUGCGGUGCAGCGUCUGCUGGAAGCCACACACCUGAGGGAUGAACCACAGGUUGAUCCAAACGGACCUCCUGAGUCCAUGACCUCCGAGUGGGACCUCCACCAUGACUACACCACCACACAGCUGGGCCUGCAUGACCUGCUGAGGGCGUGGAGGGCUCACAUGGAGGUCUACAGCCGUGAGCCUGGCAGAUACCGGUUGAUGGUGACAGAGUCCUACGAUGACCAGGAGGUGGACAAGACCAUGAUGUACUACGGGACGCCUUUGGUGAAAGAGAGCGACUUUCCCUUUAACUUCUACCUCAUGGAUCUGCCUCGCAACACCAGCGGCUUGUGGCUCAAACAUCUGGUCCACCUCUGGAUGGGAAACAUGCCGUCAGGGAAAUGGCCCAACUGGCUGGUAGGGAACCACGACAAGCCUCGCACUGCCUCCGCUGCAGGUCAGCGCUACAUUGGGGUCAUCAACAUGCUCCUGCUGACUCUCCCCGGCACGCCGUCCACCUACUAUGGCGAGGAGAUCGGCAUGGAGAACAUCAACAUGACAAAAAGUCAGAUUCAGGACCCUGCAGGCAGAUACAAUGCGAGUGCCAGUAGAGAUCCUCAGCGUUCUCCGAUGCAGUGGAGUUCUGGCGUCAAUGCGGGCUUCAACAACAAAACCAACGUGACGUGGUUGCCCGUGCAUCCUGACUACAGUAGCGUCAACGUGGAGGUCCAGAAGCAAGACCAAGGUUCGGUCUUGUCUCAGUACCGCCGCCUCAGCAUGUUGCGUCAGCUGGAGCUACCUCUUCAACGAGGCUGGUUCUGCUACGUCCACGCAGAUGAUAAUGUCUUCUCCUAUAUACGAGAACUGGACGGGCUGGACCGUGCAUUUCUCCUGGUGCUCAAUUUCGGCCGAGAGUCCGCCGCCACGGAUCUCUCCUCUGUCGCCGAGCUGCCCGAGCAGCUGAAUGUUCUGAUGAGCACCGACCGAGCCAACGACGGAAAAGUGAUGCAUAAAUCUCAGAUUCUGACCCAAGCUGGAGAGGGACUGAUGAUUCGGUUCUCCGCCCACACUCGGUUUAACACUAACCAUCCUGGACAGUGUUACAUCUCUGAGAAAGCCUGUUAUUUAAGUGUGGUGGACAUUCUCUAUACCUGCUAACAUGAAGGUAUCUUUCCAUCCAUCUUCUAAUGGAUCCCAUGACGUUGUUCCAUGUCUAAUUCAAUAAGAACGCAUUACUGCAUCCCCGUUUUGUCCUUGGGUUCUUCUCACUCAGUUUUAUCUCUUCCUCUGGCGUCUAGAAGAUCGAGGAGGAUCCAGGCGCAGCUCCUUGUAGAGAAACGCUAGCUUGAGGGCUUCCUGUUUUGGGGAGAACAGACAUUUACAGUAUCUGAGACGAGUGAGUAAAUGCCUCAUUUUAUAGCAUCUUGUCAAGGGCCAACCCUAUAGAACAGGGGUCUCAAACUCAAUUUACUUCGCUUUGGUUCCAAUUUUCUACAAGAAAAGCUCUGAUAAAACAUUCCACUGUUCUCAAAUAUCUACUUUUUAUUUUUCUACACAAAAUAAGAUGAAAAGUAAAUAAACAAAUCAAGAAUAAACAAAAUCAAUCAAUCUAUUAAAUAAAUAAAUAUAAUAAUAAAAGGGCAAAUAAUAAAAACUUAAAAAACCACAUAUAGUUGGUGGGUAGACAAAUUAUUUUUUUCAGAUUAAAAUGAACAAAGCAUUAUUAGAGCCCUGUAGACAUGACAAAACACGACUAUAGUCACAUUUAUACUCUUUUUAUUUACAACAUAUUGCGCAACUGCAGGGUCUUGAGACACAUGCUAACUCGCAAA
Doryrhamphus excisus (bluestripe pipefish) is the source of this 2877-nucleotide messenger RNA. It is a transcript of the gene slc3a1, whose product is annotated as solute carrier family 3 member 1. Gene Ontology annotation, biological process: carbohydrate metabolic process; amino acid transport. Lineage: Eukaryota; Metazoa; Chordata; Actinopteri; Syngnathiformes; Syngnathidae. The record is from RefSeq and is a predicted model, not a curated record.